AUGAUGUACCAGGUUGCUUGCGAGUCCGCAGCCCAGUACAGCGUAGCCACUCCUCGGCUGCCGCCUCCUCCCGUUUCGCGCGAAGACGACAACAUCACGGACCCGAACGCAUGGCGCACCGUCAAUAAUCCGAAGGUGGGCCGGCCGGCGCCGAAGGACGAGAGCAAGGUCAAGACGCACGGGCUGCAAGCCGGGCUCCCAGAGAGCUACUACAACUGGCUCGUCGGUCACGAGGACGGCCGAGAGCGCUGGGCGCCGACAGAGCAUGAGUUCUUCGUCUCUCAAGCCUCCUUUGAGAAGGUACUUCUCCCUGAAGAACGAUACCUGGAUGUUGCCAACGGAGAGCAGGCCAGGAACUUUGCGAGGCCAGACCGUUAUUGA
Molecule: messenger RNA, 381 nt
Organism: Trematosphaeria pertusa
Lineage: Eukaryota; Fungi; Ascomycota; Dothideomycetes; Pleosporales; Trematosphaeriaceae
Exons: 3
Coding region: 1-381 (126 amino acids)
Source: RefSeq, a predicted model, not a curated record